AAUGGCAAGUCAUACUUCAAAUAGCAAAAAUUAUAAUAUGAAACUUAUUGAUACCCUCUAUAAUCAGGUUCCAGCUUUUACAGAUGUAUUUGAUGAAGAAACAUGGUAUAUCUUUGUUGCCUGCUUUGUAGCAGGAACAUUUUUAGUUGCAUUCAUUCUUUCUAGAUUUAUUACACUGAAACCUGUAGAAUAAAUUUACAGUGUUGUUUCAAAUAUCGUAAUUUAUAUUCAUAAAGAAGGCAUCAAAUACAUUUUAUUAACAUUAUAUUA
Messenger RNA from Bombus huntii, 270 nucleotides. RefSeq lists its product as uncharacterized. The coding region runs from base 2 to 193 and encodes 63 amino acids. The transcript has a single exon. NCBI's taxonomy places the organism in Eukaryota, Metazoa, Arthropoda, Insecta, Hymenoptera, Apidae. The record is from RefSeq and is a predicted model, not a curated record.